CUCAAAACAAGCUCACUCUGGCCUUAAGGGAAAGCAACUUGCAUGGGUCGGCUAUUUCCUCCGUUCUUGCAAUCGACGGCAACUCUGCACGAGCCACUGUCUCUUCCUUCGCCAUUCACCCACCACCACGCAGCUCCGACCUGAACCUGUGAUUUCACAUUCACAACAAGUCUCAAAGUUCGAAACCAUGAGGCUUCGUUCUGGAACUGUCGCGUCGGCCGCGAAGGAAGACCUAUCUUCCCCAGAGCCGUCAGAGCUCAUUCUGCGGCGUUCGACACGCAUUCAGCGGUCACAAUCGGCGAGACCAUCACAAACUCCCAAGCCGUCAAGAAAACCGAAGACGACCAGUUCAGCGAGCGAUCCCACCCCUCAGACCUCGCGAGGAAGGCCUCCUACCAGGUCUUCUGGCCCACGGCUACAGCGGGUCUCUACUCUCGAAAGCCAGCGGUCACUAACCUACACCCCUACACGUCGUGCCUCUACGGGCAGCGCUCCAAAGGAGCUUGCGGAGAGUUCCGCCAACAGUCCAGGCGUGCCUUCACAGCUUGUGCCUGCGGACCCAGCCAUGCACUUGGGGACGGCCUUAGCGACCUCUUCUGAGCAAUCAUUCCAGGAUUUGGAGUCCCUCCAUUCUGGAUCCCCUAUUUCCGGCAUCGCUCAGACACUUUCAGUUUUCCAGCAUUCUUCUGGCCCUUACAUAGAGGAGAAUGAUCAACAACUGUCCGUACCAUCAUCUGUCUCGAUGUCUAUCAGUAGCGGAUCCGAACCUCCCCUGCGUGCCGAUGUGUCUUAG
Molecule: messenger RNA, 793 nt
Organism: Neurospora crassa OR74A
Lineage: Eukaryota; Fungi; Ascomycota; Sordariomycetes; Sordariales; Sordariaceae
Exons: 1
Coding region: 188-793 (201 amino acids)
Source: RefSeq, a predicted model, not a curated record